AUGAUCUCAAAGGGUUCAGAAUAUUUUUCCAAAAGCAGGCAACUGCAGGAUAUCGCGAAUUGUCGAGAUCUUGUCUCUCUUCAAGCCAUCGUCUUCAUGAAUCUGUUCCUUCUCACCACGAACCGAAGCUCGACCUGUUACACCUAUCUCUGUACUUCACUGUCAAUUGCGGUUCGAAUGGGCCUUCAUCGGUCCCUCAAGACAGACCAGGACCUGAUCUCUCAAGAAAUCAGCAAGAGGUUAUUUUGGGCUUUAUGGCUGCUUGUCAAUGAUGUCAGCUCCUGCUGCGGCAUGCCAAGGCUUUUGAGUGAUAGCGAUAUAGACCAGGAAUUCCCAAGAGAGGCCAACGAUGUUUACAUCACAAGCAGAAAUAUAUCGAUGCAGCCACAAAGUGAAAUCUGCUAUAUUUCCGGUGCAAAUGCCUCCUAUCGACUUCACAUGAUUCGAGAUAAGGUGACAAGGCAAAUGUAUCCUGUUAAGCCCCUGGGCCAUGACCAGCUACAUGAUUCGACAGCACACGCUGCAAAUCUCGAAAAAGUACGCGAAACUGAAGAUGAUCUCAAGAAAUGGGCCAAUAGCAUACCCCGAGGUGCCAUCGUGACGCUCUUCUACAUUAUAAUUGCUUCCCGAGGCUCAUACCAACCAGAUUUCUUGUUCAAAAGCUUGGCAAUUGGGAUGAAGCUAUUGGACCAGCUGGCGAAGCAAAGCUACCCUGCUAGUCGGUUCAAAGUCAUACUCGUGACCAUGGUCUCGACCCUCCCGGAAGAUCUACAAAAGGUUCGCGACAGGUUGCUGAACUUUGAUUCCGAGGCCCCAAAUGUGCUUUCAAAUGAAAGACCUGAACACAAUCGCAACCUUUCUAAUGACUCAUACACUGCAUCGCUCGCAGGGAUUGUAUUUUCAGCGAGGCCCGAUUCUCGCUUAAGAAGGCCCAGUCUCCUUCCGUUGACUGCUGGCUUUAUGAAGCAAUCCGACGGGGGCUUUCAUAAAUCGGACCUCGCGGGAGAGAAUGAUCAGAAUCUUCAGUCGGGUCAGACAUUGUCUUCCCCAAUGAAUGAAACGACUGAGUGGGCUACAAUCGAACCCAAGAUACAAACCACAGAAUUCAAUGAUCCUGAAAGCCAAAGUCACCAGUCGCACCAUCAAACUCCCGAUUUACCGGCCCAGCCUGCUACAGAAGGUAGUCGGUCCUCACAUAUACCCAAUGUGACUGCUCCGGAGUCCGCUGACCAACAUUGGCAAGCUCAACCCUUUAGCCUUCGCCAAGAUGGUUAUGUGAGCGUGGACAAUGGUUUUGAUAUAAGCAACACCGAGCACUCGGAAAUUAACGAGGAGCCGUUGGCGGGUAUGUUCAAUACUGGGGGGUUGGAUCUUGGAGACAUAGAUGAUUUUUUCGAUUUUGGAAGCUGGUUUUAG
Molecule: messenger RNA, 1416 nt
Organism: Penicillium expansum
Lineage: Eukaryota; Fungi; Ascomycota; Eurotiomycetes; Eurotiales; Aspergillaceae
Product: fungal specific transcription factor domain-containing protein
Exons: 4
Coding region: 1-1416 (471 amino acids)
Biological process (GO): DNA-templated transcription; positive regulation of transcription by RNA polymerase II
Cellular component (GO): nucleus
Molecular function (GO): zinc ion binding; sequence-specific DNA binding
Source: RefSeq, a predicted model, not a curated record